This is a messenger RNA of Rotaria sp. Silwood2, 658 nucleotides long. The record is from the annotation of a GenBank genome assembly. NCBI's taxonomy places the organism in Eukaryota, Metazoa, Rotifera, Eurotatoria, Philodinida, Philodinidae.
AUGAACGAAGUUGCCAACGGUAAUAGCAACACAACUGGUUUAGAAAAUUCAACCUCGCGACAAAGUUGGAUUGGCUCAUUUUCCAAUGUUGUAUCUAGACGAUUAGUCAAAAAAACGCCUGAACGAAGUUCGGAACAAAAACAUUACAAAAGUUUAAGUAAUUUAAAAGCAGCUUUUAGUGAAUUCUACUUAAUGCUUGUUCUUUUACAAAAUUAUCAAGUUCUCAAUUUUACUGGUUUUCGUAAAAUAUUAAAAAAACACGAUAAAAUAUUUCAAACGACACGUGGUGAUGAAUGGCGGUAAGAUUUUACAGUUUUAUUUUUGAUUUUCUCAAAGGUUCUUUUUUUAUCAUUUUUAUACCAAGAUAAACGGUUAUCUUUUUCGCAACACAUAUAUUUAUCCUACUGUAUGAGUAUUUGUUACAGCAUGUCUUUUUCUAAAAUCUUUUUUCUUUUCAUAGCAUAUUGACCUGAUGAAGUCAAAGUUCAUUCAUGACAUAAAUAUUUCGAAGUCAACAAAAACGAUUCCAUUUGGAAGAUAUAUACCCCUGGCAAAAAUAAGUUUUCCUCUGUAUUUUGAGGAUAUUGUUACCAAAAGAACAUAUUUUUUAAAAAGUAACGACAUAUUCGGGAAGCCCGUGAAAUUUUACAUCUUUCUA